Molecule: messenger RNA, 795 nt
Organism: Kluyveromyces lactis
Lineage: Eukaryota; Fungi; Ascomycota; Saccharomycetes; Saccharomycetales; Saccharomycetaceae
Gene: GRX4
Product: monothiol glutaredoxin GRX4
Exons: 1
Coding region: 1-795 (264 amino acids)
Molecular function (GO): 2 iron, 2 sulfur cluster binding
Source: RefSeq, a predicted model, not a curated record
AUGGGUGUUAUUGAUAUUACUUCUCAGGAUCAAUUUACUGAGUUGACUACUACUAAGGCGGGUGACAAGCUAUUGGUAUUGUAUUUCUAUACCAGUUGGGCCGAGCCAUGUGUUGCCGUUGGAAAAGUUGUGGAAGCUCUAAGUGAAGAACGUUGCAAUAAGGAUGUUGUAUUCUUGAGUAUUUCUGCUGAGGAACAAGUUGAAAUCUCUGAGCUUUUCGAAGUUUCAUCUGUGCCUUAUUUCAUCUUCAUUAAAAGCGGAACGAUAUUGAGAGAAAUGUCGGGUGCUGAUCCAAAGGAAUUUGUUGCUAUUUUGAACCAAUUGAACGCUUCUGGUACUGACGAUAACGAAUCUGGUGCGGCUAAUUCUUCUGCUGAUAAUGGAGCUGGUUCCAAUGUCGCUUCUUCUAGAACGGAAAACGUUUCUAAUGUUGGCCCAGGGUCACCAUUGGGUGAAGAUAACGAAGAGCAAGAAGAAACAGAAGAACAGUUGGGCGAAAGGCUAAAAAAACUUACACAAGCUGCACCUGUUAUGCUGUUUAUGAAGGGUACACCAUCCGAGCCAAAGUGUGGCUUUUCUAGACAGAUGGUUGGAAUAUUGAGAGAACAUCAAAUCAGAUUUGGGUUCUUCGAUAUUUUGAAGGAUGAGAACGUUAGACAAGGUUUGAAGAAAUUUUCUGACUGGCCAACUUUCCCACAGCUAUAUAUCAAUGGUGAAUUCCAAGGAGGUUUGGAUAUCAUCAAGGAGUCAUUAGAGGAAGAUCCAGAGUUUUUUCAACACACUCUGUCAGCAUAA